AAUCUUCAUACAUUGACAGAUUCACAUCUGCUGAUAAUCAUGACCUUAAUGUUGAAUUGUUGAUUGAGAACUUAAAAGAUAUGAUAACAGAGAAAUUAUCUAUAUUAUGUGUGACUGAGUCUUCUGCAUCUUCUUCUGUUCUCUCUGUUUCUUUCUCUGCUACUUCUUCUCAAUCUUCUACACCUGUUUCUGUGUCUGAUUCUUUCACUCUUACUAUCCCUGUUUCUGUGACUCUUACUUUCACUACUUCUGCUUCUGCUACUUCUGCUCUCUCUGCUUCUGCUGUCUCUGCUUUUGUUAUCAGCUCUCUCUGUUUUAAGAAGAUGUUGUAUAGACUUAAUGAAUUAUGUUUCUCAGUAUAUACACUUCUACUCUUCUUAUCAAUCUCUAAAAUAAUUUAUUAUAUCUGUGUUUUCAGAAAUGAAAAUGUGAAUAUUGUACUCUUUUACAUUCACAGACAUAAGACUUAUAUACCUU
Blastomyces gilchristii SLH14081 is the source of this 477-nucleotide messenger RNA. RefSeq lists its product as uncharacterized. The transcript has 2 exons. NCBI's taxonomy places the organism in Eukaryota, Fungi, Ascomycota, Eurotiomycetes, Onygenales, Ajellomycetaceae. The annotation marks the transcript as partial. The record is from RefSeq and is a predicted model, not a curated record.